Closterium sp. Naga37s-1 is the source of this 1872-nucleotide messenger RNA. The record is from the annotation of a GenBank genome assembly. NCBI's taxonomy places the organism in Eukaryota, Viridiplantae, Streptophyta, Zygnematophyceae, Desmidiales, Closteriaceae.
AUGGUUGCAUCACACAACAAUGCCUUCCCCCUCUCAUGCCUUCCCCCUCUCAUGCCUUCCCCCUCUCAUGCCUUCCCCCUCUCAUGCCUUCCCCCUCUCAUGCCUUCCCCCUCUCAUGCCUUCCCCCUCUCAUGCCUUCCCCCUCUCAUGCCUUCCCCCUCUCAUGCCUUCCCCCUCUCAUGCCUUCCCCCUCUCAUGACUUCCCCCUCUCAUGCCUUCCCCCUCUCAUGCCUUCCCCCUUUCAUGCCUUCCCCCUCUCAUGCCUUCCCCCUCUCAUGCCUUCCCCCUCUCAUGCCUUCCCCCUCUCAUGCCUUCCCCCUCUCAUGCCUUCCCCCUCUCAUGCCUUCCCCCUCUCAUGCCUUCCCCCUCUCAUGCCUUCCCCCUCUCAUGCCUUCCCCCUCUCAUGCCUUCCCCCUCUCAUGCCUUCCCCCUCUCAUGCCUUCCCCCUCUCAUGCCUUCCCCCUCUCAUGCCUUCCCCCUCUCAUGCCUUCCCCCUCUCAUGCCUUCCCCCUCUCAUGCCUUCCCCCUCUCAUGCCUUCCCCCUCUCAUGCCUUCCCCCUCUCAUGCCUUCCCCCUCUCAUGCCUUCCCCCUCUCGUGCCUUCCCCCUCUCGUGCCUUCCCCCUCUCGUGCCUUCCCCCUCUCGUGCCUUCCCCCUCUCGUGCCUUCCCCCUCUCGUGCCUUCCCCCUCUCGUGCCUUCCCCCUCUCAUGCCUUCCCCCUCUCAUGCCUUCCCCCUCUCAUGCCUUCCCCCUCUCAUGCCUUCUCCCUCUCAUUCCUUCCCCCUCUCAUGCCUUCCCCCUCUCAUGCCUUCCCCCUCUCAUGCCUUCCCCCUCUCAUGCCUUCCCCCCUCUCAUGCCUUCCCCCCUCUCAUGCCUCCCCCCUCUCAUGCCUUCCCCCUCUCAUGCCUUCCCCCUCUCAUGCCUUCCCCCUCUCAUGCCUUCCCCCUCUCAUGCCUUCCCCCUCUCAUGCCUUCCCCCUCUCAUGCCUUCCCCCUCUCAUGCCUUCCCCCUCUCAUGCCUUCCCCCUCUCAUGCCUUCCCCCUCUCAUGCCUUCCCCCUCUCAUGCCUUCCCCCUCUCAUGCCUUCCAUGCCUUCCCCCUCUCAUGCCUUCCCCCUCUCAUGCCUUCCCCCUCUCAUGCCUUCCCCCUCUCAUGCCUUCCCCUCUCAUGCCUUCCCCUCUCAUGCCUUCCCCCUCUCAUGCCUUCCCCCUCUCAUGCCUUCCCCCUCUCAUGCCUUCCCCCUCUCAUGCCUUCCCCCUCUCAUGCCUUCCCCCUCUCAUGCCUUCCCCCUCUCAUGCCUUCCCCCUCUCAUGCCUUCCCCCUCUCAUGCCUUCCCCUCUCAUGCCUUCCCCCUCUCAUGCCUUCCCCCUCUCAUGCCUUCCCCCUCUCAUGCCUUCCCCCUCUCAUGCCUUCCCCCUCUCAUGCCUUCCCCCUCUCAUGCCUUCCCCCUCUCAUGCCUUCCCCCUCUCAUGCCUUCCCCCUCUCAUGCCUUCCCCCUCUCAUGCCUUCCCCCUCUCAUGCCUUCCCCCUCUCAUGCCUUCCCCCUCUCAUGCCUUCCCCCUCUCAUGCCUUCCCCCUCUCAUGCCUUCCCCCUCUCAUGCCUUCCCCCUCUCAUGCUCUCAUGCCUUCCCCUCUCAUGCCUUCCCCCUCUCAUGCCUUCCCCCUCUCAUGCCUUCCCCCUCUCAUGCCUUCCCCCUCUCAUGCCUUCCCCUCUCAUGCCUUCCCCCUCUCAUGCCUUCCCCCUCUCAUGCCUUCCCCCUCUCAUGCCUUCCCCCUCUCAUGCCUUCCCCCUCUCAUGCCUUCCCCCUCUCAUGCCUUCCCCCUUUCAUGCCUUCCCCCUCUCAUGCCUUCCCCCUCUCGUGCCUUCCCCUUGA